AUGCAACGCUCUCGCAUUGAAGCACUCCUGGCCUCGUUCCCCAAGCUCGCCGAUAGCGGAACCCAGCACACGACGUGCGAACAAGACAACGUGCGCUACGUCUACCAACCACUCGACGAACUGUACAUGGUCCUGAUCACCAACUUGCAAUCCAACAUCCUGCAAGACAUCAACUCGCUGCACCUCUUUGCCCAGGUCGUGUCCUCAAUAUGCAAGUCCCUCGACGAGCGCGAGAUUCUCAAGAAUGCGUUUGAGCUUCUUACCGCCUUUGACGAGAUUGUCACACUGGGUUACAGGGAGAACCUGACCAUGAGCCAAAUCAAGACUUUCUUGGACAUGGAGUCGCAUGAAGAGCGCAUCCAGGAGAUCAUCGCCCGGAAUAAGGAACUCGAAGCGUCGGAAGAGCGCAAGCGCCGAGCCAAGCAGCUCGAGAUGCAGCGCAAGGAGAUGUCACGAUCGCAGCGGGCAGGCGGAGGCAUGGGUGGAGGUAUGGGCAGCGGCAUGGGAGGUGGCAUGGCCGGUCGCUCACCCUCCUAUCCUGCCUUUUCUCCCAGCGUGCCUACAACCAACGUCACGGACACGUACGACUCGUAUGAAGCUGAGAAGAAGAAGACGAGCAAGCCAUUGGCUCUGGGCAAGAAGGGCAUGCAGCUUGGCAAGAAGAACAAGACCAACAACAUGUACGAGCAGGUGACUGGCGAACAGGCACCAGCUGAAGAGGAACCGCUCGUCGCACCCAAGCCAUCUGCACCCGCUGCAGCAGCAGCCUCAAGCGCACGCCCCUCCACCGCGACCGACCGUGAAGCCGUACACAUCACCACCAACGAGACCAUCUCGGCACGACUAGACCGUGAGGGUCUUCUCAAGUCGUUUGAAGUAAAGGGCGAGAUGCAGCUCAAGAUCACCGACCCUUCCUUCACACAAGUCAAGCUCGACCUUCUCACCGGCGACACUCGCGGAGCACAACUGAUGACGCACCCCAAGGUAGACAAGACCGUCUUCAAGAACGACAAGGUCAUCCAGCUCGCCGACACGACAAAGGGUUUCCCCUCCAACAUGGGCAUCGGCGUGAUGAAGUGGAAGCUCGCACCACGGCCAGACGACAUCUCGGACCCACCCAUCACGUUCCGCGUCUGGGUCGAGGAGUCGGGCAACAUGUACAACAUCACGGUCGAAUACGAGCUCACAGGCGGCGACUCCCUCAAGGACGUCACCGUCACCAUCCCGUUCCAAGACGAGCCAAACGUCUCGUCGUUUGACGCCGUGUACGAAAUGAGCGGCGACAGCCUCGAGUGGAACAUUGGCACCGUCGAUGAGGCAAACAGCUCCGGUAGCUUCGAGUUUGAAGCCCAGGCUGGUAGCGACUCUGACUUUUUUCCAAUGAACAUUCGCUUCAGCAAGACUACUCCUUUUGUGGAUGUUGACGUUUCUUCCGUAACUCUGCUUUCCAUGGGCCAGGAAAUCAACUUUUCAAAGGAUGUCAAGUCUGUGGCGGAGAACUACACUAUAUCAUAG
Pyrenophora tritici-repentis Pt-1C-BFP is the source of this 1515-nucleotide messenger RNA. RefSeq names its product coatomer subunit delta. Gene Ontology annotation, cellular component: COPI vesicle coat. Lineage: Eukaryota; Fungi; Ascomycota; Dothideomycetes; Pleosporales; Pleosporaceae. The record is from RefSeq and is a predicted model, not a curated record. Gene Ontology annotation, biological process: endoplasmic reticulum to Golgi vesicle-mediated transport; Golgi localization; retrograde vesicle-mediated transport, Golgi to endoplasmic reticulum.